CUUUCAGAAUCAAUGAUCUCCAUCUCUUUUCCGACACUCGAAAGUCGGUUACUUGUUCCGAGAAACAACAUCGUAAUGGUUGUCUGGCCGCAGAAAGGACCGCAGUGUACAGCUCACCUUAGAGUAUUUACCCAAGCCGAAGCGAUUCCAGAUCACCAAUGGAAGGACAGGGACGAUUCUUAUUCUCCGCAUGAAUCUCCUCGACGAGUCAUAUGGACUUCCGUUUUAGCGAAAGGAACUCGUUGGAUCGAUGUCCUUCGACCCGUAUCCUGGGAGCUGGAGGAGGAACAGACUCUUGGCCUGGAUAUAGAUAUGCUGAUACACUUGAUAUCUUUCCAUCAAUUUCUUUCGAAUCAGGCCGCACGUCAACUGGACAAUAUCCUAACCACCGUUUUUUCCAAAGGGAGCUGAAUCUUAACUUGACCCUGUUCCGCUUCUACAUAGAAGUCUGCAAGUUGAUAUGAGGCGCAGGUUCACUUUGAACCCACGACGACAAUUGAUAUGCAUCCCUAUCUAUGGCAUAUCGACAGCAUGACUUUUCGCUCUCCUCAUAUGUUUUUCGUCGUUUCCUUGCACCCAACGGUGAAUCAAUUGU
Molecule: messenger RNA, 595 nt
Organism: Marasmius oreades (fairy-ring Marasmius)
Lineage: Eukaryota; Fungi; Basidiomycota; Agaricomycetes; Agaricales; Marasmiaceae
Exons: 3
Coding region: 13-411 (132 amino acids)
Source: RefSeq, a predicted model, not a curated record